AUGUCUGACGAUUGGUUUUCUUCCAAGCUCGCACCGGACGGCGUCGUUGAAGAUGGGUGUCAUCCUCAAGAGGCACAGGCGAUGAAAGACUACCUGCACCAGAAGACAACUGCAGCAGACGCCGCCCGAGCCAUCACCAACCCAAUCGUGUAUUCAGACAACCCCAGAGAGGAGCUCGUCCGCCUCUGGGGAUUUCUUAUGGAUUCUCUGUUAGAACUACCAUCAGAAUACAUCGAGUUAUUGCUAGAACUGCUUAAAGCAAUCGAGAACCUCGCAGAGGAUGACUUCACAGCUGUAGACGAGAACAAGCAGACCUCUGAGAAACUCUGGAAGGGUCUCCCGGGGUUCGGCAACCUGUGGGCCGAUUCAUAUCAAUCUGGGAGCUGGAGGAAAGCUGCCACGGCGGCUACAGGUCCGGAGCGUGACGCGUUACGAGACAUACACAUCAGGAAGGCAGAGAUUGAGGCGAGAUUAGUCACGGCUGGUCUCGCCGGUAUCCCGAUUGAUUGGGGCUACGAGGUCGUCGCGAACGCUCUAGAGAGCAGCAACGCGCUGCUUGAUUUUGAGGUUCCGGCUGCGGCAAGGUGGCUCGUCAUCUGCGGCCAGCGGUUUCGACAGGGAGUGGAGGUUGGCGAGAAGAGCUGGGCAUUGAAGUCGCAUGCUUCAGUGUCGUCUACGACCCCUUCGCGGGAUCUCUGGAAAGAGUCUUCGGAAGCGAUGAGUCUGGACCGAUGGUCGUCGUGGGAAAGGCGCCUAAAGGAGUUGCAGGGGCAGCAGGGAGUCGUUCAGGAUGCGGCGACAACGGCGCUCGGUGCCAUGAGCAAAGCAAUCCAUGAGCCAUCAUGA
Molecule: messenger RNA, 846 nt
Organism: Colletotrichum truncatum
Lineage: Eukaryota; Fungi; Ascomycota; Sordariomycetes; Glomerellales; Glomerellaceae
Source: RefSeq, a predicted model, not a curated record